Manis javanica (Malayan pangolin) is the source of this 2363-nucleotide messenger RNA. RefSeq names its product pannexin 1 (gene PANX1). Gene Ontology annotation, cellular component: plasma membrane. The record is from RefSeq and is a predicted model, not a curated record. Gene Ontology annotation, molecular function: wide pore channel activity. NCBI's taxonomy places the organism in Eukaryota, Metazoa, Chordata, Mammalia, Pholidota, Manidae. Gene Ontology annotation, biological process: positive regulation of interleukin-1 production; cell-cell signaling; monoatomic cation transport.
CCCGGUUCGGGGGCGCGCCCGGCCCGCCGCAGAAGAGCUAGCGCUAGGCUCGUGUGCCCGGGCGCCCAGCUCUGGAAACCGCGCUGCCGCGCAUCGCCGGUGCUGGGGGCGCCCCGACACAAAGGCUGGUGGGAUGUGGAAGCAAAUGGGGAACCGACAAAGGGAAACCGAAAGCCGCGGGCCCGGCUGGUGACGGAGUGAAGGCGCUGCGCAGCUCUCCCGACGCCGGCGGUACCCGGGCCUGCUGGUGCCGCAGCCAUGGCCAUUGCCCACCUGGCCACCGAGUACGUGUUCUCGGACUUCUUGCUGAAGGAGCCUUCGGAGCCCAAGUUCAAGGGGCUGCGGCUGGAGCUGGCCGUGGACAAGAUGGUCACUUGCAUCGCCGUGGGACUGCCUCUGCUGCUCAUCUCGCUGGCCUUCGCGCAGGAAAUCUCGAUCGGUACACAAAUAAGCUGUUUCUCCCCAAGUUCUUUCUCCUGGCGUCAGGCUGCCUUUGUGGAUUCUUACUGUUGGGCUGCCGUCCAGCAGAGGGACUCCUUGAAGGGAGAUUCUGGAAACCUUCCACUGUGGCUGCAUAAGUUCUUCCCCUACAUCCUGCUGCUGGUUGCGAUUCUCCUGUACCUGCCCUUUCUGUUCUGGCGUUUCACAGCUGCUCCUCACCUCUGCUCAGAUCUGAAGUUUAUCAUGGAAGAACUUGACAAAGUUUACAACCGCGCAAUUAAAGCCGCGAAGAGUGUGCGUGACCUGGACGUGACCAACGGUGCCUGCCCGGGUCCGGGGGUUAGCGAGAACGUAGGGCAAAGUCUGUGGGAGAUAUCUGAAAGCCACUUCAAGUACCCCAUUGUGGAGCAAUACUUGAAGACAAAGAAAAACUCCAAUAAUUUAAUUGUCAAGUACAUCAGCUGCCGGGUGCUAACACUCACAGUUAUACUGUUAGCGUGCGCGUACCUGGGCUAUUACUUUAGCCUCUCCUCCCUCUCAGAUGAAUUUGUCUGCAGCAUCAAAUCAGGGAUCCUGAGAAAUGACAGCACCGUCCCUGAUCGGUUCCAGUGCAAACUCAUCGCGGUCGGCAUCUUCCAGUUGCUCAGCUUCAUUAACCUCAUGGUUUAUGUUCUGCUGGCUCCCGUGGUUGUCUACACGCUGUUUGUCCCGUUCCGACAGAAGACAGAUGUUCUCAAAGCGUAUGAGAUCCUGCCCACGUUUGAUGUCCUGCAUUUCAAGUCUGAAGGGUACAACGACUUGAGUCUCUACAAUCUUUUCUUGGAGGAGAAUAUAAGUGAGCUCAAGUCAUACAGGUGUCUUAAGGUACUGGAGAACAUUAAAAGCAGUGGUCAGGGUAUCGACCCAAUGCUUUUCCUGACCAACCUCGGCAUGAUCAAGACAGAUGUUGUUGACGGCAAAAAACCCAAGCCUGCAGACGCGAUGGGAGAGGAGCCGGGGAACCAAAUGGCAGAGCUCAAAGAUUUGAAUGUACAUAAUGAAACUAAAAGAAAUAAUGGUGAGAAGAAUGCUCGACAGAGACUUCUAGAUUCUUCUUGCUGAUGACUUUUUUUCCUUGAACCUCAGUCCUGUGACCUCUAUGACAUGGGAUUCAUUUUGGUGAAGCACCUCUGGGUUCCCAGCCGGUGUGGUGUGCAGCAGGUGGUCCUUGGGAGAGAGACGAUCGUGUUGAAUCCCUAGUGCAAAUGACGGUCAGCAACACGUUGUGGAAGGACGUGUUGGAAGAAGAACAGCGUGCUUCGUGAUCUUGCUAUGCGAUGGGUAAACCACGGUGUCUGUCUGCGGAAGUCCUCAUCAAGAGAAAACGGGGAAGACUCAUCGGGCCUCUCAGUGCCUCACAGGAACAUGGGGUCUGUGGAGAUGGUGGGAUGGAACUCAGAGCUACUAGAGAGCAAGGACUUCAGAUUUUUCUGUUUUAUGAAAUAAUCACAAACAUAUCAGGACAUAAUUUAAUAUGAAUCUCUAUGUGUCCUCAAUGACUGAUGGACAAAAAAAGCCUGCACUGGCUGACUGUGGACCCAGCGGACCAGCUCUUGAUGGCCCCUUAAAUGGGGAACAGUGCUGGUGCCUCGGUUCAUGUUCACCCAGCCUCUCUCCGCACUGCUGCUUGUCGGCCUUGGCUCACUGAAAUCCUCCAACCACUAUUUGUCAUACUCUGCUGUGAAGGGCAGCAGGCCCAGGCUCUGCCCUGCUGAAAAUUUAGUUGAGAUAGAGUCUAACAGUUAUUUAAUUGUGAUCUCUGUUCAGGAAAGUUUGCUUCCAAAAGCACCCAGUGGAGAAAUCUGAACAUACAACAGAUUAAUGCAGGUACUUUCCAAGGGAUUUUCUGUAGGGCAUUCCCUGGUUAUCAAAAGCAUUUGAAA